Alnus glutinosa is the source of this 2465-nucleotide messenger RNA. RefSeq names its product auxilin-related protein 1. The record is from RefSeq and is a predicted model, not a curated record. Gene Ontology annotation, biological process: clathrin coat disassembly; clathrin-dependent endocytosis. Gene Ontology annotation, cellular component: intracellular membrane-bounded organelle; cytoplasm; vesicle. Gene Ontology annotation, molecular function: clathrin binding. The coding region runs from base 402 to 2072 and encodes 556 amino acids. The transcript is spliced from 9 exons. Lineage: Eukaryota; Viridiplantae; Streptophyta; Magnoliopsida; Fagales; Betulaceae.
UUGGGGCGCACCACCCAUUGUUGUAGAGUAGGCUCCACGUUUCCCCCCACCUUGCCUUUUCUCUCACAGAGACCUCUGAUCCAGUUUUCAGUUUUCUCCUGAAAAUAUUUUCUGUCUUUGUCUUUCUUCCUCACAUAAAUCCUUUCUCUCUUGCAUUCCGCUCUGGAAACUCAUCGAAAAAAUUACGAGAUUCUUUCAGAUUCUCUGCGCUAGGACCACUCACACCCAUAAUUCAACUUCUUUUCGUAGCUUAAUCAAACUUUCAAAAUUCUCUUUCAUACAUGCGUAUAGGCACGCAUACACGACCCGUUUGUCAAACUCUUGUAACUACACAUCUGUCUGUUGGAAUUUAGCCUCAAUUUACAAUCUAAUUCUCGAGAAUUCGAUUCCCAGAAACAAAAAUGGACGAGUUUGGCGUCCUAACCGAGCGGUUCGGCUUGAAACAACAAGGGAAAGCUGCUCCAAUGGUCGCGUCGAAACGACCCACCAGCUCAAGCAAUGCCCAACCCCUCAAUUUCGGAUUCGAUUCGGGUCUUAACCCCAAACCGUCCUCCUCCUCCUCCUCGUCCAGAUCUCCCCCGCAUUCAAAUACAAGAACCCAGAGUUUUGGAGGUUUUGAUGAUUACAGUGAUUUAUUAUUUGGGGGACCCAAAAAGCCCACGAAGCAAUCCGAUAGUUCAUUCGAUUACGAUUCCAUAUUUUCGCGUAGUUCGAGUGAGACGCCUUCGUCGUUGCCUAUUUAUGAUGACGAUGAUGUAUUUGGUGGAUUUCCCGGGCUGAAAAGCUCGGCGACUGCGAACAAUGACUCUGUGUUUGCGUCUUUUGCUUCGCCGCCGAAGCAGAGUGCUCCAAUUGAUGAUCUGUUGGGUAAUUUGGGUGGAGUAGAGGCAAAACCGAAGAGUCCGAGCCGGAAUAGAUCGGUGAAGAGUGCGAGUGAUUUCGAUGAUUUGAUACCUGGGUUUGGUGGAAGCAGUCCACCCAAUUAUGGGAGUCGGACUAGUCAGCCUCAGCAAUCACCUUUUCAUUCAACUAAAGUGGCCUUCACUUCUUCAGACGACCCCUUUGUAGUGUUAGAAUCAACUUCAAACCCUGCAUAUACCUCCACAGAACUUUUCUCAGAUCCACUUGCACAAAUCAGUAAGCUGAAUAGUUCUGGAGGCACAAGACCUGGCAUUUCAUCAAAUGCUAUCCCAUCAUUGAGGCCCCCUCCAAAGCCAACACAAGUUUCAAAUGCAGAUAAAGUUAAGAGUUCGCACAUGUCUUCAAUUGAUGAACUUGAGGACUUUGCCAUGGGAAGGGUGCGAAAUAAUUCUACUGAACGAUCAGAUGUACGCACUAGUAAAAAAGAGGUAAAGACCUCAGCAACGAAAUCUAGUAGGUAUAAAGAAGCUGAAGAUGCUUCACGCCACAAUAUGCAUAUAGGUUCUAGAUCAAGCAGUGUACCAAGAUCAAGGACUACAAAUUUGGACCCUGUAUUUGAUGCACCAGUUCACAAGAGAGGUCCUGAAGUGCCCCAGAGGACGCCUUCUGAGACCGCUGCCAGCAUAAAGAAGUCUCCUUCCACUUCAUUCAUAGUUGAUGACCUUUCUUCGAUUUUUGGCGCUGCUCCAUUAUUUGGGGAAUUUCAGGAAGUUGAAGGGGAAAGUGAAGAAAGACGAAGAGCCAGAUUGGGACGUCAACAAAGGACUCAGGAGCGUGCGGCACAAGCAGUGGCUGAUAUGAACCAGCGUGACCUCCUAACUCAGCACGAGCAAGAAGAAAGGCGUAGGAUUGCUGAGACCGUGGAUGUUGAAAUAAAGCGCUGGGCAGCAGGGAGGGAAGGCAAUAUGCGUGCACUGUUAUCAUCAUUGCAAUAUGUGCUUUGGCCUGAAUGUGGUUGGCAGCCAAUGUCACUGACAGAUAUGAUUACCUCUACCUCAGUUAAAAAGGUUUAUAGAAAGGCAACAUUAUGCAUCCAUCCCGAUAAAGUUCAACAGAAAGGUGCCAGUCUCAAGCAAAAAUAUACUGCAGAGAAGGUUUUCGACAUCCUAAAGGAAGCUUGGAACAAGUUCAAUGUGGAGGAACUUUCUUAAAUACCUCUGUUGAUUUGUUCCAUUUUUGUUUUUGGGCUACAUUGGUCAGCAAUUACAAGUUUCUCUUGCGGGGAGGAAGAUGAAUGUGCUCAGCUUAACCAGUGCAACUGCUAUUAUGCAAGUUUCAAAACACUCAUUUGUUGGACAAGGUAUAAAUAUCCUGUAAAGUAGUGUGUGUUUUGCUUAAGUCAUGUAAAGUGAUAAUUGACACAGGAAAUUUGUAGGAUAUUCAAGGUUUACUGAAUACACCCCCCAAAAAUUCAAUCAGCCAUCCACCCUUUUGCUCUCUGUGGGUUGGCCGGUAAUCACUACAGUUACAUAACAUUUUAGUUCGUGUGUGUUACUCGUUGAGCGAACAGAUUUAUGUUAAUUAUUUUUGUCAUUUGUUGAACA